AGAUCUCUUCAUUUAAUUCCAUGCACUUCUUAAUUAAUUUUAUAUAGAAGACGAGGUGCAUUCAAUUGUUAAGAUACUUCACCUCGACUAAUAAGUCAGAAGAUGGAAAAGGCCGAAGCUAAGUACAGGGGCGUGCGGAAGCGAAAAUGGGGGAAGUACGUGUCCGAGAUACGCCUCCCGAACAGCCGGGAGCGUAUAUGGCUCGGCUCGUAUGACACGGCAGAGAAGGCGGCACGGGCUUUUGAUGCGGCCCUCUUCUGCCUCCGAGGCCCCUCCGCCAGCUUCAACUUCCCGGACGACCCGCCGCCCGCCAUUGUGGGCGGGCAGGGGCUGGCUCGGUCCGAGAUCCAAGCGGUGGCGCAGAGCUAUGGGAAUAGCUAUGGCGAUGGGCUUGAGGGUCAGGCCUCGGGUGAUGUGGAUUUGGUUGAUGGAUCAUUUUGGAAAAUGGUGGACAUGAAUAUUGGUGGGCAAAAUGCGGGCUGCGUUUCGGAUUUUGGGCUGUUUGAGGAGCCCACUGAAAUGUAUAUGGACCCAAAUUAUGAAGCCCGGGUGUGUGAAGAUGAGGAGGAGGGGAGUUAUUAUCACGGGCUUUGGAGUUUCUAACAUUUCGUUUCAAAUUUUCUGUCAUAGGAUAUGUAUGUCUUUACGAAGUCUUCAAAAUCUUCAAUUGUAUAAUAACACUAUAUAGUAGUAUUAACUAUUGUUAUUAUUCUAUUUUGUAUGCAUUUUGAAAUUCGAAUCAUAUUUAACUUUAUUGGAAGA
Salvia hispanica is the source of this 762-nucleotide messenger RNA. Lineage: Eukaryota; Viridiplantae; Streptophyta; Magnoliopsida; Lamiales; Lamiaceae. The record is from RefSeq and is a predicted model, not a curated record.